GCCAUAUCCUGCCACACUUCGUCAGCUUUGGCGUGAUGAUGCAAAGAACUUAACGUUCGUAGUUGCACAAGUCGACCACUGUCCACGGUGACAUUGGAGGAAAGAAGUAAUCAUUUGCACAGGUCAAGAUGGGAUCGGGUGUGUCCUCUGAUGGUGCGCUGACUGUUCGAGCAGAGGCCAUAGAGGCAAUUCCUCCUCAAGGCUGUCCUAUGCACCAAGUCCAGUCUACCAAAGCAUCACCACCUUCAGGAUGUCCUAUGCAUCAAGCUCAGCCUAUCAAAGCAUCUUCUCUUUCAGAGGUCCCGAUAAAAGGUGCAGAGGCAGGUCCAGCCCAUCAGGACCGAGCCUAUGAGUUUGUGGAGUGUCCCAUGAGAGCUGCAGAACCCAAGAAUAGUGACAUUGACCCAGCGAAUAUGAUGCCUCCUCCAAACCAAACGCCAGCUCCAGAUCAGCCCUUUAAACUGUCCGUCUCCAGAGAGGAGUCAAACAUUCCACGUCACGGUGCAGAAAAGAACUGGGUCUACCCAUCAGAGCAGAUGUUCUGGAACGCCAUGCUGCGGAAGGGAUGGCGCUGGCGGGAUGAUGACCUCGCUCCCCACGACAUGACCGACAUUAUUAAAAUCCACAAUCAGAACAAUGAGCAGGCCUGGCAGGAGAUCCUUAAGUGGGAAGCCCUGCAUGCACGUGAGUGUCCUUGUGGGCCCACACUGAAGAGGUUUGGUGGGAAGGCCAAAGAGUUCUCUCCCAGAGCCCGGGUCCGCCACUGGAUGGGCUAUGAACUGCCGUUUGACCGCCAUGACUGGAUCAUUGACCGCUGUGGGAAGGAGGUGCGCUACGUCAUCGACUACUAUGAUGGAGAACUGAACCGUGAAAACUAUCAAUUCUCCAUCCUAGAUGUGCGUCCAGCUUUUGACUCUUUAGACGCUGUGUGGGAUCGCAUGAAGGUGGCCUGGUGGCGUUGGACCUCCUAAGAUUCAUGUGAAUGUCAUAGUCACAUCUAAACAUGCAAAGACUGUUGAGGGAUGUUUCUAGAGAAUUGUGAGCCCUGAAAAGAACAUGAUGUAGUGAGAAAAAGUAAGAUUACUAAGUAUUUUCAGAUGUAAUG
Molecule: messenger RNA, 1105 nt
Organism: Xiphophorus hellerii (green swordtail)
Lineage: Eukaryota; Metazoa; Chordata; Actinopteri; Cyprinodontiformes; Poeciliidae
Gene: hccsb
Product: holocytochrome c synthase b
Exons: 8
Coding region: 129-971 (280 amino acids)
Biological process (GO): cytochrome c-heme linkage
Cellular component (GO): mitochondrion
Molecular function (GO): holocytochrome-c synthase activity
Source: RefSeq, a predicted model, not a curated record